AUGGCCAGCGAGGUCGGGCCUAGGACGCACGCUCUCCCAAAUCCAGCUAUCAUGGCCAACGAGUUCCGGUCCAGCUCGCAAGCUUUCGCCAACGCUGCGGCGGCGUUAACAGCAGUGUCAGAGGCGCAAAGCAGCCUCGGUACAGAAAUCUCGCGUUUCCCUCAGGCGCCGGCAUUUCAGGCCCUCCAGAUCCAGCAGCAGCUUGCUUCGAUCCAGGCUGAGUUGCGAGCUAGCUACUACAACACAUCAGCUAUGCUCGCGAACCAACGCGUGACCCAAGCGGAUCAGCAACUACGUCCGUUGCGGAAUAUCACGACGAAUCAACCUAUACCUCGAUUUCCACGAGAUCUAGCGCGAGUGCAGGGGAUCACGAACAUCAAUACAUUUCGGCAGUUCAUGACGGAGCUUGGUCUCGAUGUGCCUGAAGAGUGGCCGAUUGCGUCGGCACGGCAGGAUUUCCGACAGGCGAUUGGGUGCUCUCCGAUAUGA
Molecule: messenger RNA, 489 nt
Organism: Pseudogymnoascus destructans
Lineage: Eukaryota; Fungi; Ascomycota; Leotiomycetes; Thelebolales; Thelebolaceae
Exons: 3
Coding region: 1-489 (162 amino acids)
Source: RefSeq, a predicted model, not a curated record